CGCACCGACGAGCCCGGCGUCUAUAAAUUGCAGAGUUCCUCCUCGAGGGAUUCUCCACAGAAGAUUGCGCAACCGAUCGAAGAGAAAUCCAGAUCCAAUCGCCGUUUAGCCAAGAUGCAGAUCUUCGUGAAGACCCUGACCGGCAAGACCAUCACCCUAGAGGUGGAGUCCUCUGACACGAUCGACAACGUUAAGGCGAAGAUCCAGGACAAGGAGGGCAUCCCGCCGGACCAGCAGCGCCUCAUCUUUGCUGGCAAGCAGCUUGAGGAUGGCCGUACCCUCGCCGACUACAACAUCCAGAAGGAGUCCACUCUCCACCUCGUCCUGCGCCUCCGCGGUGGCCUUUAAGCUUGCUCUGAUGAUGCAGUUCUUUGUCGUUUAGGUUUUCAGUCUUUAAUUUAGUUGCUUUGCGUUGUCUGUCUCAGUAGGCAGUUCUAUCGUGGAUUGAGAUCAACUUGUGUUUGCUACUUUGCUCUGGAGAACA
Molecule: messenger RNA, 484 nt
Organism: Lolium perenne
Lineage: Eukaryota; Viridiplantae; Streptophyta; Magnoliopsida; Poales; Poaceae
Product: ubiquitin
Molecular function (GO): protein binding
Source: RefSeq, a predicted model, not a curated record